Ilex paraguariensis (yerba mate) is the source of this 507-nucleotide messenger RNA. The record is from the annotation of a GenBank genome assembly. Lineage: Eukaryota; Viridiplantae; Streptophyta; Magnoliopsida; Aquifoliales; Aquifoliaceae.
AUGGAGGAGGUGAAUGUGGAUAGGGAAAUGGCUGUGUUGGUGGAGAAGCAAGUUGAUACUAAGCUGUGUGAAAGUGAGUCCUUGCAAGCUAAGUUGGGUGCUGAGAAAAAGGAUUGGAAACGUGGGACUCUGGAUAGUAAUGAAUCAAGUUCUCAUGCUUCUUUGAGAGCUAAAGAGGUGAGGAUGGAGAGAAAUGAGGAGAUGGAGGAGAAUGUAAAAAUGUUAGAGAAUCUUGGGUGUGGUGGUCUAAAUAAGCAGUGUUCAGAGGGGUCUUCUUUUUACAUUGAUCACCAAUUUGCUCCUAGGGUGGGUUCUGUGCUCCCGCUGGAUGAUGAUUUUGGAUUAGUAAGAAGGAAAGAACCCCUAGAUAAUGAGUACUUCUCUGACAAAGGUAGUUCUAAAAGUGUUGAUAAUGAUGUGGGGAAUACAAAGGAGCAGGUGGUAGAGGACUUUGUUGACUCAGAUACCAAUCCUAUGAACAUGUCUUCUGUGGAGGCUUCUACUUGA